CUCGUUAAUCGUUAGACGUUACUCACAUUGUGACAUUUCACAUAAUAAUUCAGUAAUCAUUAAUUAAUUAUCAGCUUUCGGAACAUUAUUAAGAAAUUGAUUAAAUCUAUCCCACUUUGAUAUUCUAAGUGAACCACAUUGAUUCAAAUAUUUGUUUUAUAAAAAACUCCUAAACCAGUCUUGGUAUUGCCUUUGGUUUGAAAAUAAUACAAUGACUACGGCCGCUAGACCCACUUUUGAUCCUGCUAGAGGUGGGCAGGGUCGCGGCGAGAAGGAUUUAAGUGCAAUAUCUCGUCAAUAUUCAAGUAGAGAUCUUCCUAGCCAUACAAAACUAAAAUACAGGGAGCAAGGUCAAGGAACUACAGAAGAGCUACGUUCAAGAGAUUUUCGUAAAGAGCUUGAUGAAAGAGAAAAAGAAGUGAAAGGCGCAAAUACAAGAAGACAAACAGAACCAUCUGUAAAACGGCUAAAAAUUGAUCAGGUACCAGCUGCCAGCUUAGAUGCUGAUGACCCUCUAGAAGGAGACUCAACUGAUUCUGAUGACUCUGAUGAUGACACAGCUGCUUUGCUAGCUGAACUGAAUAAAAUUAAAAAGGAGCGAGCAAUUGAACAGGCCAAAAAGGAAGCUGAAAAGAAACAGGAAGAGGAAAGAAUAAGAAUGGAAAACAUUUUGUCUGGCAACCCACUUUUGAACUAUUCUGCGGCAGGCCAAAAAAAUGACUUAAAGGUGAAACGCAGAUGGGACGAUGACGUCGUUUUCAAAAAUUGUGCGCGCUCCGAACCUGAAAAAAAGGCAAAUUCAUUUAUAAAUGACUCCUUACGAUCAGAAUUUCACAAAAAAUUUAUGGAAAAGUAUGUUAAAUGAGUAGAAUAAUUAUUGAUUUAUAUAGAUUCUAGUAAUUAAGUCAUUGCACACAUCCACUUGUGUACAUAAAGGUUUUUAUUUGUAAAAAUACUGACAUUAAAAUGUAUUACACAUCUUU
Molecule: messenger RNA, 983 nt
Organism: Nymphalis io (European peacock)
Lineage: Eukaryota; Metazoa; Arthropoda; Insecta; Lepidoptera; Nymphalidae
Gene: c12.1
Product: protein CWC15 homolog
Exons: 5
Coding region: 212-865 (217 amino acids)
Biological process (GO): mRNA cis splicing, via spliceosome
Cellular component (GO): catalytic step 2 spliceosome
Molecular function (GO): RNA binding
Source: RefSeq, a predicted model, not a curated record